AAUCAUCAGCCUCAGUCCAGUUCGGAGAAGUAGACUAUCAUUUCUAAGUAAAAUCGGUUACAUUGUUCUAAUCAUCAUCUCCGUCCAACUUCAAGAAAAAGAUAAACUCUAAAUCAACAAAGAAAGAAACCAAUCGAAAGAAUAUCAAUGUCCAAUUUCGUCCUGCUUUUUCUCUCGGUCCUGGGACCAAAACUACCAGUCGCCCAUGCCUUCCCAAGUCUACAAUGGCCAUGGUCGGAACGUGAUCUUACGGUAGGUUUUUGGGGCAUUUGGCCUUUGGCUGGGUCUCGUCAAGAACGCCUCAAGGCCUAUGACGAUUGGAAACGACGUAGACAGGUGAGGCCAGCUGAUGUGUAUCCAAAUGGCGGUGACGACCCUGGAGUACAAGAGGAAUCCACUCCAAAUAAAGCAGAAGUUGAAGUUUUACAACAGGGAGCACCAGGCCACAAAAAUGUCCGAGAAGACAGCACCUCUUCCUCUUUCGCCGAAGCUAUCGGCACAGACAACCACAGAAGCAACAUCCCUCCUCCCGACCCCUCAGAUCUUUCACCAAUCGUCUUUGUCCACGGCAUGGUCGGCGCUGAGAUUCGUGUAAAAUUGGACAAACGCAAAAGCCCACCACAUUUUUAUUGUACGAAGAAUGCCGAAGACUACCUAGUCUGGUUUGAUCCAUCGCAGAACAUGUUGCCCUUCGAAUUCGAAUGCUGGGCAGACACUGCGAAGUUACACUGGAAAUUGAGGGGAGACGAGGGUGGUAGUGAAGACGCUGACGGCAUGAAAAAGAAAACUGCUGUUAUGAAGGAAGAGAUAGAUCUAGAGAGGACAAAGAAUAGUUUCUUUUUGCUACUUAAUAUGGAAGGAAAAAACGAACUCAGGCGCAAAAGUUUAAGUUUUCGCACAACGGUGGGCGACCUAAGAAAGUGCCUAGCGACUUAGAACAGGCCGGCGAAGCUUUUGCAAAGGCUAAGAAGGUGCCAGAUGGUAGAGAUGGCGCCUGCGGCCCCAACUGCCAGCGCUUGAAGUAUUGGAUCAGACUCCCUGUCUGAACUCGCAAAUGCGUUCUUGCAGUUCCUCGCACAGGGAUAGAUCUAGAGAGGACAAAGAGUAGGCUCUUUUUGCUACUCACAUAACCACGAAGAAGAAAGGCUUUCUUGUCGCUGUUCCUCCUCUUCUGCUAUAUGGACUUUCGUCGCCGCUACGCGAACAAGCAUCCUUCUAACCCAUUUCCCGACUCCGCAGAUGAGGAGUUAGGCUUUUACUACUCAAUUCCAGACGUGCAGAGACCGCUACCCCCAAUCGCCAAUGUGACUACUGGCGAAGAGUUUCCUCCUCUCUUUGCUGGAGCAUCGCCUACUCAGGCCUACAACUGGGUAUUGUGGGGGAAUUUAACGAGCCAGAUGAACUUUAAGGCAACUGUGACAAUAACCUCACUUCACGACUCAGAUUCUAAGUCAGAGAAGAUGAGUUCUCUAGUUCAGCUAAGUGGUCGUGAUCCUUCCAGGAGAUACGACGUAAAAACAACUGCAGUAGACUGUCUAUUUAGUUCAAUGGUUGAAUGUCUAAAAACCAUACCAACAAAUUGGGUGGACUGGUAGCUUACGAUUGGCGCAAGGGCUACCACGAGCAUGCAGCAGACGGAACUUUCGAGAAAACGAAAAGAACUAUCGACUUCUACUACGAUCGCUACAAACCGAAGAAAAUUGUACUGAACUCCGUAAGCAUGGGGGCAACUUACAUUUACGGCUAGUCGUGCGGGUUAGCGUUAGUCGUACUCCUUCUUGGUGGAAUCAACAUCAGAAGUGCAUUCAGAUGUCUAUUUGUCUCAAGAAGUCUGCUACAGCGCAUCUCUCGAAAACAUGUUAUGGUUUUUCAAGUGGAUUGAGGAAACAAUGGGAAAGGGUGCUGGGCGCGAGUGGAAAAGCUCUAGAGUCGAGGUGUGGAUCAGUUGGUCCGGAGUAUUUGCUGGCGCGCCGGAGAUGGUUUCUGAGUUAAGUUUUUCUUUUACUGGACAGUGAACAAUCAACACAAUGAUCACUUGUAUAAUCCGUUCCAGUUACAAAUACAAAAAUUCGUAACUUUGAAGAUCCUUAGAGAAAGAUUGGGACUCUUUAACCGCCUUUACGACCACGACGAUUUAUUGGCCAUAUUAAACAAAGACGCCAUCAUCAGUAGACACUGCACUCUUCUAACGGACGCAAUCAUGCCAACAGAUCGCGAUACGUAUGGAGUUACGACAAAAUUUCCGUUUUCCAUGUACAUCACGAAAACGAAGAUCCGAGACAUCGUGGGUACUUGGGCUGGGCCAUUAGCCAUGUUUCCCCAGACCUUGGACGAUCACGAUGUGCUGUGGGCGCCUGUCGAUGUCGACAAACCUGGUGAUGAAGGUGUCGUGGGAGAGGGAGACGAGAGCUUCAUGGGAGUGGUGGAGCAGAGGAGAAUGAUAAUGAAGUUAUGUUUUCAAUUUCAUAGAAGUUGUGACUCUUCUUGAGUCUGAAUCAGAAUCUGAUGGAGUAAUCGCUGCAGUAUGAUUCUUGAUGGCACUUGGUUUUUAAGUCACGCUCCUUUCUGGUUAGAAAAUGAAUCUGAAGCAAUGGGGAUUAGCGGAAUCGAUGACGAAGAUGUAAUCUGGAUCCGCUUGAGUACUUAUCUCUAAUUUCUACAAAGAACAGCACUACCGCGCCCCCUGAUGGGCAGCAAGGCAAGAAAAAGGUCGUCUCGUAUAAGGGAGCGCAGCUCGUAAAGGCUCUGAAAACCGCUGGACGAGAUGUCACUGCAGCAAUCGUCGAUCGAAUGCCAGACCUGCGCGAUUCCAAUGCUGUGCCUGGUGUGAAUAUUGAUUAUGAUGAACAGGCUUUCUUUCCCAUACCCACCUUAUCAACAAUAUUGAGAUUCAUUCCGAAAAAGCCGAACGGGGCUGGAACAGGGAGCACAACCGCAGCCGCAAGGCCGGGGGCUCCUGCCGUUCUUCAUGGCCCCACGUGGAGCCCCUAGCCGGUGACGCGCUCCAUCGAAGAGGCCACCUGUGAGGCCUUGCCGCCUGCUUCUCGAGACUUGCCCGCAAGCGCCCGCACCCCGCGAGCAAAGGGCGCCACGCAUGCCCACGGCGGACGCGGUUCCAGUACAAUCAAGGCAAGCCAGCGGCUGGCACUUACGUGCCCUAUUCGACCCGGGCGCGUGGAAGUCGAUGGGCCUGAUGCAAUCGAAGGCCUUGGCCUUUGGUCGAAUCGCAAACAUUCAACGCUUGGCAGGGUUUGCCGUCUCUUCUUGUACGCAGUGGGAGGCGUUCGCGCUGGGGCUUGCUGGCUUCGUCUCAUCUCAUGUGGGCAAAGAAAGUGGCGGCCGCUCGCGCUUCUAUGGCGGCAGCGGCGUCCCCACCAUUCCCACGGGGGGCGAAAGAGAGACACCUCGUGACGCGCGGAAUAACCUGCACACCAGACCGAAAACAAGGCCGACGGUCACGGCGUGCGCUGCGACUAUGCAGAGGGUGGGCCUUCCCCAGCGAAUGGACAGCCAACCGGGCCAGACUGCGAAAGCCCGGGCUGCCCUCUUCGUUUUUUCACCAGACAGAGCAACGUCGCCCGAUCUUUCCCCGUCGCAGAUCAUUACUGGCGCAACAGAAUCCAACACAGAGCGGGCAAAAGCCUUGGCGGCUUUAUCGCUGUUGGCAGGUUCUGCGGUCGUGCUGCUUUCUGGGGUGUUUCUUCGAUCCACGUCGGGCGGUGUCUUUUCUUUGGCCGUAUAUUGCGGCGGCAUGCGUGCUGGCUGGUGUGCCUCGCUAAUGAUCUCCACGGACGGGCUGACCACGCCUGAAGUUGUGCGCUCCCCACCAAGCGCGUGCCGGAGCCCGGGAGGAUGGAUGGAGAAGCAGCGAGACCGGGAAGCGGGUGGAUUUGACGUAGCACCAACAGAAAAGGAGUACAGCGAACUUACUGCGAUUGCUUUGCCGCCGUUUCCGAAAGGUGUCAGAGAACGCCAGACAGUAGCACGCGGCAUCUCUUACACGCCCGACAGGAAGAGAGGGAAGGGGAGCAGGCGGGCAGUCAGGACUCGCAGGCUAGCUUAUCCCCCCGGGUGGACGGCUGACCCAGAAGCGGCGCCACCUCUAACGCCACCGGGUCGGCCUAUUGAGAAAAUGGAGAAUAAGGAUAAGGUCUCGCCCCUGGUAAAGGACGGCGAACCCAUUGGGAUGGCAGAACAUGUCUGGGCUGCGUUCCAUGUUUUGACUCGGUUCGACGUCCUCAAGAACGUCGCGCGCGCCGUGAGUUUCUCAUCGAUCAAUCUCGCUGAGAGGUCUCCAGGGUUUCCAGUGAGGCACGCCGAUGAGUCAGAUCCAUAAACGACGGCCCUCAACGCUUUCGGCACAGCCGCAGCCCGCUCUUCUGGCCGUCAAGUAUGUAAGUACGCUCCCACGAUGAAACUCUAACAUCCAUGCAUGUAUGGCGUCAACGUUGAAACUGGAGUAGGCUGGGUGUAUGGAAAUGGAUUCGCGAAACCUCCUACGGAAACUGUGAUGGAAAAUGUUGCGGACUAUCAACUUAUGGGAGUAGCUGUGUCUACGACGUGAUUUCGUGCUAGAGAGUGUUUCUGACUGUACACUCAGCUUUGCUGAUCCGUUUCCCGACAGAUACGCACAGGACAGGAAUAACAUGGCAAUGAUUUUUUGAACAAGUCCUAUAUUAGAAUUGAUGUUAUUGUUACUGCCGUAAUAAAGUAAUUUCCCCGACUUCUACUUCUCGUCCCAUCCUCUCAUUUCAACCUCUACCAAGACCAAGAACCACCACGAACAAAACAGCAAGAAGAGCGUACACAAAGAUCAUCCUCAUUACGACACGACUAUCAUCGAUCCGGCAGUACAACCUCAUUCUGGAGAUGGUAUUGUGAAUCUUAGGUCUCUGGAUUAUUGUACUCAGUAUCCGAAGUACGAUCCCGAGCAUUACGUCCACGUAUCCCAGUACAACGGCGUCGGACAUACUGGAAUGUGCGGGUUAAGGCAAAUUUUCACCAUUUCAGAUUUUUUUGUAGAAGAGGAUGAGAUUUGGAUGUUGGUGGAUGUAAAAUUGUUUUUACCAUCAACAAAACAACUUUAGAUCCACGUCUACUACCGAGAACCGAAUGGAGUGGUUGACCCUCUUUGAAGCUGAGAUGUCUGAUCCUCUAAUCCACGAGCCUGCGGCAAUGAAGAAAAGUCUCGACAUUAUACGCCAGGUUGCGGAGAAAAAUAGAAAGAUGAGGCUGGACAAUGAAGGCGGAGGUGCUGGAGGAAGGCAAGUGAAGAAGUCUGAAGCGUCUACGAAGACAGGGGUCCCCGAAGGACGUAGUAAGGGACCACAUCAACAAGUACAAGAGGCUAUCUUUGUGUGAAAAGUAACCCUCAGUCAAUUUUUCACUGAUUACUGCUACAGGUGGUGUUUCAAAUAUCAUGUGGUCUAGAUGUACUUGUUACUCUAGUUCUUGCAUUACUCGCCCUCUGUGCAUCAGGGCAGGAGAUAUUAUUUUCUUACUCAUCAUGACAGAGACUGCACAAUUAAAACCGCCGAUUAUCAGACCACCAAUUAAAUACAUCAAGAUUGUUAUAUAUAUAUAACUUCAUUUUCCUUGAGUGGUACUGGUUGGUGCACAACAUGUUGUUGGUGCUAUACUUACAAUUCUGUAUCCAUUUUGAUCAUAUCAUCAGCGUAGUCGGAUACUUAAUCUCGUCCAAUAAAUGCUAAUGAAUUUUUGUCAUAGAAGAAUUUUUGUCAAUGUUCAUGUUUCUCUUUCUCGAAAUCCUAAUAGCACUCCCAAUCUCGACCUGGAUCCAAAUGGUGAUGCUAAGCACUGUCGAAUUGAAGAGUAAUAGUACACCGGUUGGAUGUUUCUACAAGACAUCAACGAUGUAGCACUAAAACAUGUUCACGUCACAUCAUACAGGCAAGCGCAGUUCGCGCUACAGUAAGGAAUCACUCUCGACAUGUUGAUGAAGAAGAACAAGAUGAGCACAGUCAUACUCACAGCUACAUGCGAUAAACACAGUCACAGCUACAUGCGGAAAAUAACAAUCAACAACCACAGUAUGGUCACGUCUCGGUGCUCAGUC
Messenger RNA from Amoebophrya sp. A25, 6076 nucleotides. The record is from the annotation of a GenBank genome assembly. NCBI's taxonomy places the organism in Eukaryota, Dinophyceae, Syndiniales, Amoebophryaceae.